GGUUAUAAGUUAAGACGUUUGCACCGUCAAAACCUUUCCACAACUCAGACUCCGUGUAACUGUAUCCCUUUGUCUCAAUGUCUAAACUUAAUGCAAGGGAUUAAUAAAAUCCAGCUUGUAUCCAUUAAGUCAUUCACUGAUUUAUCAAGUCUGACUAAUAGGAACAGACGUCAUAAAAGCAUCUCAGCAUGGCCAUGCAAUUUCCUUAGUCAUAACUUAUCAGUGGGCCCCAUAAGACAUUAAUCUCUUUAAAAAGAGUAGUGACAAAUCCUAUAUGGACCCUUGAAGAUUCAAAUGGAGAAUCCAGAGAGGGAUCCAACCAACCCCGAUGCAGUCCGAUACAUUACAAAGCCCAAGGAGAAAUGGGAUGAUAGAGAUUGCAAAAAGCACAAUCUGGACAACGUCGCCAAAGCAGCCAUCUUCAAGACACUUGAUCCGAUCACCUUUUCAAAAAUCAAGCAUCUCAAGACUGCCAUGGAAAUAUGGCAAGGUCUUGGGAAGUUGUGUGAGGGAUCAGAUGAUCUGAGAAAGCAGAAGAUAGAGGUUCUGCUUGAGAAGUUCAAAAGCUUCAAAAUGCUUCCCGGAGAAUCAUUUGACUUGCUGGAUGAAAGAUUCCAGAAGAUUUUAUUUGAUCUUGAAUCACUUAACCACAUUCUUUCUCCCAAAGAAAAGAAUGUAAGAACCUAUGAGCUUGAGCUGAAGAAGAAGAAGGAAGAGCAAGUCACUCUUAUUCCCACAGCACUGAUGAAUAAUCACAGAGUCCCAGCAAGCGAAGGGACAUGCCCACGGAACUGUGACACUCCUUCCACCAGCCAGCCACCAAGCUCAAAAACGGGGAACUACGAGCAGGAGCUUGAAAUUAUGAUCAAGAAAUUCCUGAAUUCCAAGAAGUUUUUCAAGAAAACUGACUUAUUCAGAAGGCCAUCUAAGGGAAAGCUACACUACGGAGAAGGAGAAAGGAACGAGAAGAAGAAGGCAAUGGUAGCAGUUGAGAGUGACGAGUCAUCCAGCUCAAGCUCAAAUGAGGAAGCCCUCGUCUGCAUGGAGCACAGAACUGAGAAGUCCAACCAUGAGGAUCGGUGGACAAUGUCAGAAGAUUAUACUCUCUGCCUAAUGGCCAAAGAUGAUGCUGAUCAAGAGGUAACUUCACAAACCUCUUGCUCAUCUUCUUAUGAAAGCAUACCAACUUCUGAAAAUAUUGUUGACAAGUUCAAAAAGGUGAUGGAAGAUUUUGAGGAAAUAAAUCUUAAAUAUUUAUCUUUAACAGAAGAGAACAAGCUAUUGAGUGAAGAGAAUCUCAAGUUGACUAAAGGUCGGAAAAGUCAACUAAGUGAGAUCACUCAACUCAAGGCUGAGAAUGAAUCUCUCUCUGAAAAAGUGAAAUCUCUCAACAUGGAGCUAGGGAUACUGAAGUCCUAAGAAGUUGUUGAUAAGCUUCUUGAAACAACCAGGAAGAAGGGUUGUGAAGGACUUGGGUUUGACCCCUCCAGUUCUAAAAGGAAAGGGAGAACAACAUUCAUUCCUCCCAAACCUACUGCCAAACCCAAUAAGCAAAAAGGUAAGGA
Molecule: messenger RNA, 1565 nt
Organism: Cuscuta campestris
Lineage: Eukaryota; Viridiplantae; Streptophyta; Magnoliopsida; Solanales; Convolvulaceae
Source: the annotation of a GenBank genome assembly